This is a messenger RNA of Gadus morhua (Atlantic cod), 2976 nucleotides long. RefSeq names its product solute carrier family 25 member 38b (gene slc25a38b). The transcript has 9 exons. Gene Ontology annotation, biological process: glycine import into mitochondrion. The record is from RefSeq and is a predicted model, not a curated record. Gene Ontology annotation, molecular function: glycine transmembrane transporter activity. Gene Ontology annotation, cellular component: mitochondrion; mitochondrial inner membrane. Bases 525 to 1421 code for a protein of 298 amino acids. NCBI's taxonomy places the organism in Eukaryota, Metazoa, Chordata, Actinopteri, Gadiformes, Gadidae.
GCUCAUGAUUGAGGACCAGUGGCGCGGCAGUGAUGAGCCGCCAGUGGUGAAGUUGCUGGUACGCAGGUUCAGUUCUCUAUGAUGACUAAUAGAUUAUGAAAAAUGACAGCUUCGUGUUAGGUUUAGAAAGUAGUAUAGCUAUUUAAUCAUAACACUUGCAGCGUAACCAAUUCACCUGUAAAAGGUUCCUAGAGGAACUAACCGAUCUAGCUAGCUCUCGCUCCGGACUACACACCGCUACUGACAGCAGCUACCGGCGGCUAAUGCUAACUACAGCGACCGCUUUUAUUCACAUGAGUUUGUGGGACACGAGAUGUUAUCCUUCAAAGCGAGAGGGGCAACAUAACGGGCGUUUGUCGGGCUGACACCAAUCUGCAUCUACACGGCUAGAGAGAAGAGACGUUCAUUAUCCGACGUCCUCAAAACCAAAGGACGCCGGGCCCCCAUCCACCACAAAAAUGGAGUUGGCAAUGUAGCGGCAGCCGCACCAGAGAGAGCGAGGGCUAGAGGGGCAAGAAGGAGAGAUGCAAGAAAGUCGGGACUCUGCAACCCGCGACUCAGGCAGCCUGGCAAAGGCUCACCCGGCGCUGAAAGCCUUCAUGUGUGGCUCUCUGAGUGGCACCUGCUCAACACUGCUCUUCCAGCCCCUGGAUCUGGUGAAGACCCGUCUGCAGACGCUGCAGGGAAAUGUCAAGCCAGGGACUUCCAAGGUGGGGAUGUUCAGCGUGUUUCUUCACGUCAUCAGGACAGAAAACGUCUUUGGCCUGUGGAAAGGAGUCUCACCAUCCUUUGUCCGCUGUGUCCCCGGGGUAGGCAUCUACUUCAGCACCUUCUACUCCCUGAAGCAGCACUUCUUUCAGGACCAGGCCCCCAACGCGGGCCAGGCUGUCCUGCUGGGGGCCGGGGCCCGCACCGUGGCCGGGGUCAGCAUGCUGCCCGUCACUGUCAUCAAGACGCGCUUUGAGAGUGGCCGAUACAACUACGUGAGCAUGGCCGGGGCUGUGAGGAGCAUGUACCAGACCGAGGGCCUCAGGGCUCUGUUCUCCGGGCUGACUGCCACCUUGCUCAGAGACGCGCCCUUCUCCGGCAUCUACGUCAUGUUCUACAGCCAGGCCAAGAGAGCCCUGCCUCCCGACGGAAACGGCACAGUGUAUGUCCCGCUGGUGCACUUUGGCUGUGGGGUGGUGGCCGGCGUGCUGGCCUCCCUGGUCACCCAGCCUGCCGACGUGGUGAAGACACACAUCCAAGUCAGCGCCUCGCACUACAGCACGUCACAGGCUAUCCAUUACAUCUACAACGAGAACGGCCUACGGGGGUUCUUCAGAGGGGCUGUGCCCAGGUCUCUGCGACGCACGCUUAUGGCCGCCAUGGCUUGGACCGUCUAUGAGCAGCUGAUGGCGAGGAUGGGCCUCAAGUCCUGAAGCGGGGCAUUCUGCUUGGUCGCCGGUGAGCUGGCUGGCGCGAAGGAUUGGCGUGAGGAGAGAGUGCAGGGGGCACGGGGCUGUGUGCGUGUUUCAUUGUAUCGUCUCAAUAUUUGGAAAGGAAAGCCUCAACCUUGUGAGCUUGUGAUCCGACACCUGAUGUUGUCUUACGUCUGACGAUGUCUACGUGUGAAACUCCCUGUCCAGAUGCUGAGCAGCAUCGAGGACCCCUGAAGUAAUGUAUAACCCAACCAACCCUGUGACAACAUGAAAUGGUGUGCACUCGUUUUGGAGACCAAUUCACCCUCCGCAAACUGGUGUACUUCGUACCAAAAAUGACCCAGAAGACCUUGUUUUUAAUUUUUUAGAUUAUCGUUUUUUCGGAUGGAGAACAAUCCUUGCUGUCGCCAUAUUUAUAAAGUGCUUUUACUUGAUGCAUUUCUUGACUGCAUAUAUUUAUUUAUUAACUGGUGGAGAGUUUGAUGUUUUCGUGCUCAGACAAUCGCCCAAAGAGCUGGACUGCUGUGCAUUGUGUGUUAUAAUGAAAGGUUGUACUAGUUAACAUAAUUCAACUUAAUGCUAUGCUAUGCUAACCUCUAUAGGCUUCCUAUCACUCCAAAUUAUAGUCACACUAAAUACCUGUUAGGGUUGUUUAAAAGUAGAGUUUGCUUUGUGUUUUGCAAUGGCACAUGAAUAGAGUUUGAAUGACGUUCAUGAAAGCACUUUGAUUUCACAGUUUAAUGUGAACAGGUGGUGGCAGAAUAAAACGGAUUGCUUAUAAAAUGCAAAUGUAUACAAUUAUGGAACCCAGCAUUCAGACUAGGAAUUGUGUGGUACACUGGAAACACUGUUUGAACGAAGCACUGACGUGAGGAUGGUACUAAGUAUGAUUAGCCCAUCUGUUUUAUUCCUGGAUUCCUGAAUGGUUUCUCCAAGAUUUGUAAAAAAAAUACUAAGGUAAAAAGAGUAAUAAUUAUAUGAUGUGAGCUAUAUAAUGUUACUUUAUGGAAGUCUAUACUUAGUAAAGACAUCAGCACAUUUAUCAGGGAGUCUAUUGGAAUAGAAAUUCUGAUCGGAUUAAAACAUUUGGAGUGAAUAGUUCAUCAAGAAGACCCUUGAUGAACUAAGGGUUAAAACCAACUUAUAGGGUUACAGUACAUUUAGCUGACCCUCAAAACUGAUUUGAUUGGUCAACUCUAAUUAAGUACAAGCAAAAAAAAAAGAAAAAAGUACAAGAGUAUUAACAUACUCCUAACCAAAUAAGUUGGAUGGGGUUUGCAUUGUUAAAGUAUGUGUAGUCUUUCUGUACAUUUGUCAUCUUUACACGUAACUCCUGUUAUCUGACCUGUGCCAAAAUAAAUUGCAACCAACUGAUUGCCAGUAUUUCAGAAUUAUGUCCUGUCAGUCUUAGAGCCUUCUCCAUGUUGAUGUUCUGUUUUGAAGAUUAUGUGUAUGGUCAUUGUACCUGUGGGCAUUUGGUCUGUAUUUGACUGUUCAGAUGAAUCCUGUGCCUGUUUAUUUGCAAAGUAUAUAAAAGUUUACCUUUUGUAAUGAA